CGGAAACGUCGCAAAGCAUUCUGGGGACGGCGCUGUGCCGGAGCUGUUUUAGUUCUUGGGGUUCUGUUUGUCUUCGGGAGGGUUACGGAUUUGCCGGCUUCCAGCCCACUGAAGCUGCCAGCAUGUCAGGGGUGCGCGCUGUGCGGAUCAGCAUCGAGUCGGCCUGCGAGAAGCAGGUCCAGGAGGUGGGCCUGGAUGGCACUGAGACUUACUUGCAGCCGCUGUCCAUGUCGCAAAAUCUGGCGCGUCUGGCCCAGAGGAUCGACUUCAGCCAGGGUUCUGGUUCCGAGGAGGAGGAGGCGGCGGGGGCCGAGGGCGAGGCGCAGGAUUGGGCGGGCGCGGGGUCCAGUGCAGACCAGGACGACGAGGAAGGGUUGGUAAAAUUUCAGCCUUCCCUUUGGCCUUGGGAUUCAGUGAGGAACAAUUUGAGAAGUGCCCUUACAGAGAUGUGUGUUCUGUAUGAUGUUCUCAGUAUUGUUAAAGAUAAAAAAUUUAUGACUCUUGAUCCUGUUUCUCAGGAUGCACUUCCUCCAAAACAGAAUCCUCAGACAUUGCAACUAAUAUCAAAAAAGAAGUCACUUGCUGGAGCAGCACAAAUACUGUUGAAGGGAGCGGAAAGACUGACUAAAUCAGUUACGGAAAAUCAAGAAAACAAACUACAAAGAGACUUCAACUCUGAGCUCUUGAGAUUAAGGCAACACUGGAAACUUAGAAAAGUUGGAGAUAAAAUUCUUGGGGAUCUGAGCUACAGAAGUGCAGAAACCUCUUGUCUUUCAGGUUCACCACAUUGGCAGACAAAAUUAGAAGCAGCACAAAAUGUUCUCUUAUGUAAAGAAAUUUUUGCACAACUCUCUCGGGAAGCUGUUCAGAUCAAAUCACAGAUCCCRCAUAUUGUGGUGAAAAACCAGAUAAUCUCUCAGCCCUUUCCAAGCUUGCAGUUAUCUAUUUCUUUGUGCCAUUCCUCAAAUGAUAAGAAAUCCCAAAAAUCUGCUACUGAGAAGCAAAGUCCAGAGGACCACCUCUAUGUCUUAGAGCAUAAUUUGCAUCUACUGAUUAGAGAGUUUCAUAAACAGACCUUGAGUUCCAUCAUGAUGCCUCACCCAGCAAGUGCACCUUUUGGCCACAAGAGAAUGAGACUUUCAGGUCCUCAAGCUUUUGAUAAAAAUGAAAUUAACUCAUUACAGUCCAGUGAAGGACUUCUGGAAAAAAUAAUUAAACAAGCAAAGCAUAUUUUUCUGAGGAGUAGAACUGCUGCAACCAUUGACAGCUUAGCAAGUCGCAUUGAGGAUCCUCAGAUACAGGCUCAUUGGUCAAAUAUCAAUGAUGUUUAUGAAUCUAGUGUGAAAGUUUUAAUCACAUCACAAGGUUAUGAACAAAUAUGCAAGUCCAUUCAGCUGCAACUGAAUAUUGGAGUUGAUCAGAUUCGAGUUGUACACAGAGAUGGAAGAGUAAUUACACUGUCUCAUCAGGAGCAGGAGCUACAGGAUUUUCUUCUAUCUCAGAUGUCACAGCAUCAGGUUCAUGCAGUUCAACAGCUAGCCAAGGUUAUGGGCUGGCAGGUACUCAGCUUCAGUAAUCAUGUGGGACUUGGGCCCAUAGAGAGUAUUGGCAAUGCCUCUGCCAUAACAGUGGCCUCSCCGAGUGGUGACUAUGCUAUUUCAGUUCGUAAUGGACCUGAAAGUGGCAGCAAGAUUAUGGUUCAGUUUCCCCGUAACCAGUGUAAAGACAUUCCAAAAAGUGAUGUUUUACAAGAUGGUAAAUGGAGUCAUCUUCGUGGGCCAUUUAAAGAAGUUCAGUGGAAUAAAAUGGAAGGUCGAAACUUUGUUUAUAAAAUGGAGCUACUUAUGUCUGCACUUAGCCCUUGUCUGCUAUGAUUUUUUUCCUGAAAUUGACUUGAGAUGUUUGCAAAUUAAUUAUAAGCACAAAGAAGAGAAAUCUUCCAAAGGAGUAUUAUUUAAAAAUAAUAAUUAGUAAAUGUUUUCCUAGCAAUUUGAAAUCUUUCACUUUAUAAGUGAUGUACUUUGAAAUGCAGAAGUUUAUGUACAGUUGUAGGUAUAUGGGGAGAUGUAAAAUAAUACAUUUUUUUUUAUACUGCAGUUAACCUGAAAGUGUUAUUAAUGGAGGGGAUUAAAUUUGCUGUUUAAAAUACCCAGUCUUUGAUGUUAGCAUCAAAUAAAGUGUGUAGUUAAAAAAUCUCCAAUUUUUGCCGAGCUCUUAAUAGCCCUAAUGA
This is a messenger RNA of Urocitellus parryii (Arctic ground squirrel), 2230 nucleotides long. Lineage: Eukaryota; Metazoa; Chordata; Mammalia; Rodentia; Sciuridae. The record is from RefSeq and is a predicted model, not a curated record.